AUGACUGUUAAAUAGUAUUUUAGGUACAUAUUUGAUUUACAGUGUUCUCUCUUAUAGUGAAGGUAAUCAAUAUUUGUCAUUCUUAUGUUUUAGCUGCACGUCAAUAUAUAUUUCUGUGAAGGAAGUGAAUUUGUUGUCCCUCAGGCCAUAUUUUGGAGACUAAUAUAGCAUGGGAAGUUGCUGGUUGUGGUAGCCAAGUGACACCCUGAAUAGAAGUCAGCCGCAAUGUGUCAUUUCAGACUGAAUGAGCAGGCAAAUUAUUGGGAAAUGUUGAAGAGUGUUGGAGAAAUUUAAUCUACUCCUGAGUACGUAAGAGACAUAAGUGGUCGUAGGGACGGUGGAAAUGAUACCGUCACAACCUUCCGUCAUUUACGAGGUGAAAUCUUGGAGAAUUAGAAGACCUCGAAGGAGAUUGCUGCUUGGUGUUCUUAGCAUCACCCUUAUAUGAACUGUGUUGCCAUGAAACAAAUCUGACAAUGAAUGUGGAAAUGCUUCAGUGAUGUGUUGUGUUGUUGAGAUAUGAAGAAAAUGGAUCCAGUACUGGUCAUGAUACAUAGCACAAGUGCAUCUUAAUGACAGUGGAAAUGUCACUGCCACACCAUAACAUCAUUUUUGAGGUUACAUAUGAAGAUACAUUAUGAGCAGGAUGUCGCAAAUCGAGGAAAGUCGAGGGAGUAACUUAAUCCGGCGUGGAAGAGAACACUCAAAACAUAUGUUGGUCGAAAAAUUUAUGACGAUUACGGGAACAUUUCAGGCCGUUGCACUUAUUCUGGAAACACGUAAGCUUAGUGAAAUUCCUGAAGAUGAACUGGAAUAUUUUCCAAAAAUAUUCUCAUGGCAGCAUCGAUUUAUGGUGAAGCUGAUGGAAAAGUGGUGUGAGGCUGAAGACAACAUAGAGGCAAAGACUGAAAUCAUACAUGCCUUGCAGAAAGAGUUAACACUCGAGAGAGGGGCAGCAAGGGAUCCUGCCAUGAUAAAGAUCCCGAGAUACAGUCUUCAAGAAACACAGCACAAAACUGAUCUAAUUAAUACAGAUAUAAAUUCGUUGGAAUAUCAGGCCAAUAAGACAGAGAGGGACGCACUAAAACUUGAAGUAGGAAAACUUCAAAGUCUGUGUGAGCAAGGUACAGGACUCAGUGAGCUAUUAAACAAUGUAAUGGCAGAGCGCGAGAAACUCACACAAGAGAGAAAAGAUCUUCUAUUUGUAUCCAAAAGCCAAGUAACAGACAUGAAAGCCAUGCAGAGAGACAAUGAAGCCCUCAAGCGUAAAAUAGAAUUUCUUGAAGGCCAGUGUAACAAUGCUGAAGCACUCAAGAGGCGAUUAAAGACCGUAACAGCAGAGCACCAACGUCAAAAGAAGGUUAGGAAUGAUAUGCAGCUUGAAAUGGAGCGUAUGCGGGGCCAGUGUAAGGAUAAUGCAGCACUGAAGGUUGAUAGGGACUGACUUAUAAAAGAAGCAAAACGCCAAGCAAGGUGUAUGAAAGCCAUAAAGGAAGAGAGGGACGCUCUCAAGCUUGAGGCAGCUUAGCUUCAUCCCAGCCUACCCUAUGUCCCUCUUCAUA
Messenger RNA from Cryptotermes secundus, 1562 nucleotides. RefSeq lists its product as uncharacterized. Bases 638 to 1444 code for a protein of 268 amino acids. Lineage: Eukaryota; Metazoa; Arthropoda; Insecta; Blattodea; Kalotermitidae. The record is from RefSeq and is a predicted model, not a curated record. The transcript is spliced from 6 exons.